This is a messenger RNA of Castor canadensis (American beaver), 710 nucleotides long. RefSeq names its product mago homolog, exon junction complex subunit (gene Magoh). The record is from RefSeq and is a predicted model, not a curated record. NCBI's taxonomy places the organism in Eukaryota, Metazoa, Chordata, Mammalia, Rodentia, Castoridae. Gene Ontology annotation, biological process: RNA splicing. Gene Ontology annotation, cellular component: nucleus; exon-exon junction complex; catalytic step 2 spliceosome.
GUCAUUUCCGUGCGCCGAGGUAGACGUCUGUAGCCCGCGCAGGCUGCCUUGGUGUGGUUUGUUUCUAAAGUUCGAUUCCGAUUGAUUUUUGCAAGCCAUGGAGAGUGACUUCUAUCUGCGUUACUACGUAGGUCACAAAGGCAAGUUCGGUCAUGAGUUCCUGGAGUUUGAGUUCCGGCCCGAUGGGAAAUUGAGAUAUGCCAACAACAGCAAUUACAAAAAUGAUGUCAUGAUCAGAAAAGAGGCUUAUGUACAUAAAAGUGUGAUGGAGGAACUAAAGAGAAUAAUUGAUGACAGUGAAAUUACCAAAGAAGAUGAUGCUUUGUGGCCUCCUCCUGACCGAGUAGGCCGGCAAGAGCUUGAAAUCGUCAUUGGAGAUGAACACAUUUCUUUUACAACAUCAAAAAUUGGUUCUCUUAUUGAUGUCAAUCAAUCCAAGGAUCCAGAAGGCUUACGAGUAUUUUAUUAUCUUGUCCAGGACCUGAAGUGUUUGGUCUUCAGUCUUAUUGGAUUACACUUCAAGAUUAAACCAAUCUAGAUUGAAUAUUAGUAUGGACAUGAGGGUGUUGGAAGUAGUCAUUUUUAUUACCAUUAUUAGGAAAUUUUUGUGUAUAUUGGGGCAAAAUUUUUUAUAAAGUAUAAAUGACUGUCUUUAAUAAAUUCUGAUAAAAUUUAAUUUUUGUUGAUUUCAAAAAACCUGAAUGUGUGAA